AGCUGGCCUGUCCUGGACAAAGCAUAACUAACGAAGCUGCUGCAGGAUGAGAAGAUGGCAGCACGGCUGCUCGCACCACCAGGCCCUGAUAGUUUCAAGCCUUUCACCCCUGAGUCGCUGGCAAACAUCGAGAGGCGCAUUGCCGAGAGCAAACUCAAGAAACCCCCAAAGGCCGAUGGCAGCCAUCGGGAAGAUGAUGAGGACAGCAAGCCCAAGCCAAACAGUGACCUGGAAGCAGGGAAGAGUUUGCCUUUCAUCUAUGGGGACAUCCCACAAGGCCUGGUUGCGGUUCCCCUGGAGGACUUUGACCCAUACUAUUUGACGCAGAAAACCUUUGUAGUAUUAAACAGAGGGAAAACUCUCUUCAGAUUUAGUGCCACGCCUGCCUUGUACAUUUUAAGUCCUUUUAACCUGCUAAGAAGAAUAGCUAUUAAAAUUUUGAUACAUUCAGUAUUUAGCAUGAUCAUUAUGUGCACUAUUUUGACCAACUGUGUAUUCAUGACUUUUAGCAACCCACCUGAAUGGUCCAAGAAUGUGGAGUACACGUUCACAGGGAUUUAUACGUUUGAAUCAUUAGUGAAAAUUAUUGCAAGAGGUUUCUGCAUAGAUGGCUUUACCUUUUUACGGGAUCCAUGGAACUGGUUAGAUUUCAGUGUCAUCAUGAUGGCGUAUAUAACAGAGUUUGUAAACCUAGGCAAUGUUUCAGCUCUACGCACUUUCAGGGUACUGAGGGCUUUGAAAACUAUUUCGGUAAUCCCAGGCCUGAAGACAAUUGUGGGUGCCCUCAUUCAGUCUGUGAAGAAGCUGUCAGACGUGAUGAUCCUGACAGUGUUCUGCCUGAGUGUUUUUGCCUUGAUCGGACUGCAGCUAUUCAUGGGAAACCUACGGAACAAGUGUGUCGUGUGGCCCAUAAACUUCAACGAAAGCUAUCUUGAAAAUGGCACUAGAGGCUUUGAUUGGGAAGAGUAUAUCAACAAUAAAACCAAUUUUUACAUAGUUCCUGGCAUGCUGGAACCUUUACUCUGUGGAAACAGUUCGGAUGCUGGGCAAUGCCCAGAGGGUUACCAGUGUAUGAAAGCAGGAAGGAAUCCAAACUAUGGCUACACAAGCUUUGACACUUUUAGCUGGGCCUUCUUGGCACUCUUUCGCCUUAUGACCCAGGACUAUUGGGAAAAUUUGUAUCAAUUGACCUUACGAGCAGCUGGGAAAACAUACAUGAUCUUCUUUGUUUUGGUCAUCUUUGUGGGUUCCUUCUAUCUGGUGAACCUUAUCUUGGCUGUGGUGGCCAUGGCUUAUGAAGAACAGAAUCAGGCAACACUGGAAGAGGCAGAGCAAAAAGAGGCUGAGUUCAAAGCAAUGUUGGAGCAACUUAAGAAGCAACAGGAAGAAGCACAGGCUGCUGCAAUGGCCACUUCAGCAGGCACUGUCUCCGAAGAUGCCAUAGAAGAAGAAGGUGAAGAUGGAGUAGGCUCUCCGCGAAGCUCAUCAGAAAUUUCUAAACUCAGUUCAAAGAGUGCCAAGGAAAGACGUAACAGGAGAAAAAAGAAGAAGCAAAAAGAACUUUCUGAAGGAGAGGAGAAAGGAGAUCCUGAGAAGGUGUUUCCAGAAUCAGAAGAUGGUAUGAGGAGAAAAGGCUUCCGGUUGCCUGACAACAGAAUAGGGAGAAAAUUUUCCAUCAUGAAUCAGUCACUGCUCAGCAUUCCUGGUUCCCCGUUCCUCUCCCGCCACAACAGCAAAAGCAGCAUCUUCAGUUUCAGGGGACCUGGGCGGUUCCGAGAUCCCGGCUCAGAGAACGAAUUUGCCGAUGAUGAGCACAGCACGGUGGAGGAGAGCGAGGGCCGCCGGGACUCACUCUUCAUCCCCAUCCGGGCCCGCGAGCGCCGAAGCAGCUACAGCGGCUACAGCGGCUACAGCCAGGGCAGCCGCUCCUCGCGCAUCUUCCCCAGCCUGCGGCGCAGCGUAAAGCGCAACAGCACGGUGGACUGCAAUGGUGUGGUGUCCCUCAUCGGUGGCCCGGGGUCUCACAUCGGCGGGCGUCUUCUGCCAGAGGCUACAACUGAAGUGGAGAUUAAGAAGAGAGGCCCUGGAUCUCUCCUAGUUUCCAUGGAGCAGCUGGCCUCCUAUGGACGAAAGGACAGAAUCAACAGUAUUAUGAGUGUCGUUACAAAUACACUAGUAGAAGAGCUGGAAGAGUCCCAGAGAAAGUGCCCACCAUGCUGGUAUAAAUUUGCUAACACUUUCCUCAUCUGGGAGUGUCAUCCAUACUGGAUAAAACUGAAGGAGAUUGUGAACUUGAUAGUUAUGGACCCUUUUGUGGACUUAGCCAUCACCAUCUGCAUAGUCCUGAAUACACUGUUCAUGGCAAUGGAGCACCAUCCGAUGACACCACAAUUUGAACACGUCUUGGCUGUUGGAAAUCUGGUUUUCACUGGAAUUUUCACAGCGGAAAUGUUCUUGAAGCUCAUAGCCAUGGAUCCCUACUAUUAUUUCCAAGAAGGUUGGAACAUUUUUGACGGAUUUAUUGUCUCCCUCAGUUUAAUGGAACUGGGUCUAGCAGACGUGGAGGGGCUUUCGGUGCUGCGAUCUUUCCGAUUGCUCCGAGUCUUCAAACUGGCCAAAUCCUGGCCAACCUUGAACAUGCUGAUCAAGAUUAUUGGCAACUCAGUGGGUGCUCUGGGCAACCUGACCUUAGUGCUGGCCAUUAUUGUCUUCAUCUUUGCCGUGGUGGGGAUGCAGCUGUUUGGAAAGAACUACAAAGAGUGUGUCUGCAAGAUCAACCAAGGCUGUGAACUCCCUCGCUGGCACAUGCAUGACUUUUUCCACUCCUUCCUCAUUGUCUUUCGGGUAUUGUGUGGAGAGUGGAUCGAGACCAUGUGGGACUGCAUGGAGGUGGCAGGCCAGGCCAUGUGCCUCAUUGUCUUUAUGAUGGUCAUGGUUAUUGGCAACUUAGUGGUGCUGAACCUGUUUCUGGCCUUGCUUCUAAGCUCCUUCAGUGCAGACAACCUGGCAGCUACAGACGAUGAUGGAGAAAUGAACAAUCUGCAGAUCUCGGUUAUCCGGAUCAAGAAGGGUGUGGCUUGGACCAAAAUAAAAGUGCAUGCCUUCAUGCAGACCCACUUCAAGCAGCGUGAGGCUGAUGAAGUGAAACCUCUGGAUGAGCUGUAUGAAAAGAAGGCCAACUGCAUUGCCAACCAUACAGGUGCAGACAUCCACCGGAAUGGCGACUUCCAGAAGAAUGGCAAUGGCACAACCAGUGGCAUUGGCAGCAGCGUUGAGAAGUACAUCAUUGAUGAGGACCACAUGUCCUUCAUCAACAACCCCAACCUGACUGUGCGGGUACCCAUUGCGGUUGGCGAGUCUGAUUUUGAAAACCUCAACACAGAAGACGUUAGCAGCGAGUCAGAUCCUGAAGGCAGCAAAGAUAAACUGGAUGACACUAGCUCUUCUGAGGGAAGUACCAUCGAUAUCAAACCAGAAGUAGAAGAGGUCCCUGUGGAGCAGCCUGAGGAAUACCUAGAUCCAGAUGCCUGCUUCACAGAAGGUUGUGUCCAGCGGUUCAAGUGCUGCCAGGUCAACAUUGAGGAAGGGCUAGGCAAGUCCUGGUGGAUUCUACGGAAAACCUGCUUCCUCAUUGUGGAGCACAAUUGGUUUGAGACCUUCAUCAUCUUCAUGAUCCUACUCAGCAGUGGCGCCCUGGCCUUUGAGGACAUCUACAUUGAGCAGAGGAAGACCAUUCGUACCAUCCUGGAUUAUGCUGACAAAGUCUUCACCUAUAUCUUCAUCCUGGAGAUGUUGCUUAAAUGGACAGCCUAUGGCUUCGUCAAAUUCUUCACCAAUGCCUGGUGCUGGCUGGACUUCCUCAUUGUGGCUGUCUCUUUAGUCAGCCUUAUAGCUAAUGCCCUGGGCUACUCGGAACUAGGUGCCAUAAAGUCCCUUAGGACCCUAAGAGCUUUGAGACCCUUAAGAGCCUUAUCACGAUUUGAAGGGAUGAGGGUGGUGGUGAAUGCCUUGGUGGGCGCCAUCCCCUCCAUCAUGAAUGUACUGCUGGUGUGUCUCAUCUUCUGGCUGAUUUUCAGCAUCAUGGGAGUUAACCUGUUUGCGGGAAAGUACCACUACUGUUUUAAUGAGACUUCUGAAAUUCGAUUUGAAAUUGAAGAUGUCAACAAUAAAACUGAGUGUGAAAAGCUCAUGGAAGGGAACAAUACAGAAAUCAGGUGGAAGAACGUAAAGAUCAACUUUGACAACGUUGGGGCAGGAUAUUUGGCCCUUCUUCAAGUGGCAACCUUUAAAGGCUGGAUGGACAUCAUGUAUGCAGCUGUAGAUUCCCGGAAGCCUGAAGAGCAGCCCAAGUAUGAGGACAACAUCUACAUGUACAUCUACUUUGUCAUCUUCAUCAUCUUCGGCUCCUUCUUCACCCUGAACCUGUUCAUUGGUGUCAUCAUUGAUAACUUCAAUCAACAAAAGAAAAAGUUUGGAGGUCAGGACAUCUUCAUGACUGAAGAACAGAAGAAGUACUACAAUGCCAUGAAGAAGUUGGGCUCAAAGAAACCACAGAAACCCAUUCCCCGCCCCCUGAACAAAAUCCAGGGUAUUGUCUUCGAUUUUGUCACUCAGCAAGCCUUUGACAUUGUUAUCAUGAUGCUCAUCUGCCUUAACAUGGUAACAAUGAUGGUGGAGACAGAUACUCAGAGUAAGCAAAUGGAGAACAUUCUAUACUGGAUUAACCUUGUCUUCGUCAUCUUCUUCACCUGUGAGUGUGUGCUGAAAAUGUUUGCCUUGAGGCAUUACUACUUCACCAUUGGCUGGAACAUCUUCGACUUCGUGGUGGUCAUCCUCUCCAUUGUGGGGAUGUUCCUGGCUGAUAUGAUUGAGAAAUACUUUGUUUCCCCAACCCUAUUCCGAGUCAUCCGAUUGGCCCGUAUUGGGCGCAUCUUGCGUCUGAUCAAAGGUGCCAAAGGGAUUCGUACCCUGCUCUUUGCCUUAAUGAUGUCCUUGCCUGCCUUGUUCAACAUCGGCCUUCUUCUCUUCCUGGUCAUGUUCAUCUUCUCCAUCUUUGGGAUGUCCAACUUCGCGUAUGUGAAGCAUGAGGCUGGCAUAGAUGACAUGUUCAAUUUUGAGACCUUUGGCAACAGCAUGAUCUGCUUGUUUCAGAUCACCACCUCAGCUGGUUGGGAUGGCCUGCUGCUGCCCAUCCUAAACCGCCCCCCUGACUGCAGUCUGGAUAAGGAGCAUCCAGGGAGUGGCUUUAAGGGAGACUGCGGGAACCCCUCUGUGGGCAUCUUCUUCUUUGUAAGCUACAUCAUCAUCUCCUUCCUGAUUGUUGUGAACAUGUACAUUGCUAUCAUCUUGGAGAACUUCAGCGUGGCCACUGAAGAGAGUGCAGACCCUCUGAGUGAGGAUGACUUUGAGACAUUCUAUGAGAUCUGGGAGAAGUUUGACCCCGACGCCACCCAGUUCAUUGAGUACUGUAAGCUGGCAGACUUUGCAGAUGCCUUGGAGCACCCUCUCCGUGUGCCCAAGCCCAACACCAUCGAGCUCAUUGCCAUGGAUCUGCCAAUGGUGAGUGGGGAUCGCAUCCACUGCUUGGACAUCCUUUUUGCCUUCACCAAGCGGGUCCUGGGAGAUAGUGGGGAGUUGGACAUCCUUCGGCAACAGAUGGAGGAGCGGUUCGUGGCAUCUAAUCCUUCCAAAGUGUCUUACGAGCCAAUCACAACCACGUUGCGGCGCAAGCAGGAGGAGGUGUCUGCAGUGGUCCUGCAGCGCGCCUACCGGGGACAUUUAGCCAGGCGGGGCUUCAUCUGCAAAAAGACCACUUCUAAUAAGUUGGAGAACGGAGUCACACACCAGGAGAAGAAAGAGAGUACCCCAUCUACAGCCUCCCUCCCAUCCUAUGACAGUGUAACCAAACCUGAAAAGGAGAAACAGCAACGGGCAGAGGAAGGAAGAAGGGAAAGAGCCAAAAGACAAAAAGAGGUCAGAGAAUCCAAGUGUUAGAGGAAAGUCAGAAUUAAAUAUUGUACAGAUUUAAAACUUGCAAGUGAAAGAUUGUUUACAAACUUCCUAAAUAUUAUCAAUGCAGAACAGCUGUGGAGACACUUUAACCUGAAGAUCUAUACCAAACGUAGUCUGCUUACCAUGUAACACAGUUGCAUCUUGAGCAGUGACCUGCCAAGGGCAAAGGACCCUGCUCCCUGGACUCACGGAUUUUCUAAUGCUUGGGCAGGUGGUUACUGCAUGUUCCACAUCAGUCAAUGCAAUUAGGACAAACCUAACAGGAUACAAAAAACAGAGGAGAGGCUGCCGGGACCAGCAUAUUUCCGUUGCAGCCAAGUGGAUUUUAUUUUUUAAUUUUGUUGAUUCUCAGAAGCAGAAAGCAUCACUUGAAAAGUUUGUUUGUUCAUGCAAACUAUAUUUGCAUUAUUAGUUAAGCUAAGCAGCAAAAAGAAAACACACACACACACACACUCUCUCUCUCUUUCACAUUUAGCCCAUGUCAUUUAAUUGUCAGUUUCUUUGAUAUAAACCGCGUCUUCUCCACAUGGGCUUCACGUGGUUUGGAGAUGGGUGGGGAACCAAUCAGGUUUCUUCAGGCUGAGGAGGACUUGUUCAGGCCAAUUCCAAACAUUGUGCUCGUUCGUUUGCUGCGUAGAAACGAUCUGCAUGAUGGCAUGCUGUGAUCAGAAGUCAUGCAUGAGAACCAUACACCACAGGACACUACUAAGCCUGUCCCCUGCACUGGGUCAGCCUUUGGACAGGACCCAGCCCUGCACCGUUCACUGUAUUUGGAGAAAAUGGUAAGAAUUCCAUACCCGCUGCAAUUCUUUAUGAAUUCUUAAAAGUCAUUCACACACCUUCUGGGUAGGGAAACAUAACCAACCAACUAAUUGACCACCACCAACAACAAAACAAACCCAAACCAACAAGCAGAUGGAUCCGUUGUGUGUAUAUGUUUAACAGACAUCUCUAACAUUCAGCCAUUGUUGCACAUUUUGAAAGAUGAACUACUUAAUGCUGCUCUGUGUCCCAUACAUGGGGAGACUUCAAUCCCUAAUGGCUUGUAUUAAUAAUGUCACUGUAAAACCAAAUCCUAGGGCUAAAAUCAAAACAAAAAGUUCAUUUGUAUCUUGCAAUAUUUACGAUGAUUGUUUAGCCUUCAUACUGGAGUACUGACACUUAUUUGGGGUAGAGAUGAAAGUGCUAUUCAAAGUAGCAUAGUGUCUCUAGGGGAUAAUUUGGGAAACUUAAAACAGCCUUUUGUUGGGGUUAAGGAGUGCUCACUUCAUUUACUCUCAUCUUCUGCCUUGUGGCUUUCUUGGGGCUUGAGUCAGUACAGAGAGGGGUUCGGAUAUUUUGAACUGGCUCUCGCUUCUGCAGAGGAGUGUCGCAAGCUCACACACUGCAUUCUUCCUCUUGCCGCCAUCACAUCUUCCCACCAAGCAGGGCUUCCCUUGCCCAUAGAGGUGGGAGAGGCCAGCAGCACUAGGACUAUGGCUGUAGUUUCUUUCAUUUAUUAUUAGAACAAUAGUCACUGGGGGAACCUGAGGUCGAAAUGGAGCUGUCUUGAACCCAGCCCACUUGGUUUCUGCACUGUGCUGGGUUUUAUGAGAAAGUCAUCUCAUAUGAACUCCUCAGGAUGUUCUAGCUUCCCCCAGCACAUCCCUUGUCAGCCAGUGUUGCUCUCUGCUGAGCAAACUGCCCAUUGUCACUGUAAGGUGGCUUUUGGGGGGACAUCGUAUGUUCCAUUCCAUCUCUUGCUUUAGAAAAGACCGUUUUUAGUCCAGGGGUUUCUCAUCAGCUGACUAGGUUUCAAAGCAGAGAUGCUGCAGUUGACUUUAUCAGGAUGUCUAAAGUAUGAGGAGAUACUUUAGCAUGUGAACCAAAUCUAAGUAAAUGCUUCCAGAAUCAUAAAAUUGAGGGGGUUAAAACUCUCACACACACAUACAACAACGAACAUCCCAUAAUCAGACACACCAACCUGCCUGGGUAUAAUUAAUUUCACCAUCCACCUGACUAGUUCUGCGGUCAAUAACCAGAGCUUUCCAUGUUGUUGGACCAUUACAAUCUCUGUCCAGCUCUCUUAAGCCUGCUUCUGCAGCACCAUCCGUAGAGCAUUUGUACUACCCCCGAUUCUUGGAUUGGGAAGGCAUUUCUCUCGGUGGCCUGCUAACUGCUAGGAUGGAUGUAGAGUCACAUGUACGGGCUACAUUGUAAACAGCACAAAACAGAAGCUGACGUGUGGUUAUCCUUUUUAAGAGAAUUAUAAAUACUGUAAUAUAUAAUUUUAUUUUAUUGGCAUGCCUUUUUGUAAAUAACAAAUUAUUAACUUAUUAAAUAGGAAAUGGCUUCUGGCUUAUGCCAUUGUCAUGUUUAUUUUUAUUUUUUAUACUUUUCUUUCUUCUUAGAACUUAGAUGCUGUCAGCCAAUGUACAUCCCCAAACCAGACAGACAGACAAAAAAUUUUUUAUUGCUAAUGGUCUUUUCCAAAACAACAAAAUAUAUAUAUUUUUGUUCCAAUGUGCAAUAAAUUCUAACCACGUCUAUGCAAGAUUUGGCCAAACUUAAUAGUUGUUCUUAGGUCUUGAGAUGGGCAACAGAGCCACCCGGUCCCGCCUGGUACACCAAGUGCUCGUGCAAAUGAUGCCCUUAAGCUGCCAGAGCAUCUUAAUGAGAUUUUUAGGAGAGCUGACCUUUUUCCCUCCUUCAGAUCCCACUCCCAGCGCAACAAGCUACUGGUAAUACACGUGCCCUGGUAUCUGACACCAUCAGCCAGCUUCAUGGCAAAGAAGCCACCUCCACUCUAUUUGAAGUUUCACUUUUGCUUUUUAACUUUUCCCACUGUCUUUUCCUUCACCCACUCUCCCUGAACCACUCACUCAUUCACCCGCCCUGUUCCACACUUCUUUGGUAGUAAAUGACACCAUCACCAGCAGUUUAGACCUGCAGUUAACAGGCAUUGAACUGAAAGAAUCAAUGAUGGCGUUCUUGUACGUCUGCACCGAGUGGGCGAGUGGCAACGCUUUGCCAAAUAUUAACGAAGCCAAUCAAAAAGCAGCAGCAGCCACAGUAUCACUGCACAUAUAUAUAUACAUAUAUAUAAAUAUAAUAUAAAUAUUUAUUUUUUGUAGCCAGGUCCUUGGUGCAGUAUUUAUAUACUCCACAAUCCACCUUUAACAGAGGACUAAAAACAAAAAGACAGUGUGUGAUGCUGUUCAUUUCAAAUACAGAGCCAAAGCCACUGAGCAGCAGCUAACAUGGUUGCUGGUAUGUGUGAAAAACACUUUUCUCCCCUCCUCUUUCCUGAACCUUGGUACUGAGGAUGAGGAGGCUCCAUCAGCUAAAGCAGAGGGUGAAGCAGGACAAGCGUCCUGAGUUGAUGUGGCCUCUUUCACUCCUCUGGAAGUGAGCCACUUUUGGUGUCAGGAGUUGACUGGGGAGAAAUAAACUCCCAGUCAAAGCCCCUGGAACAACAGUGCCCCAAGUUCUGUUCUUUGUUCGCCGCAACCAAUGUAAACCUGUAGAAGACCAAUAGUGAAGAUUAGUGUAUUAGUGGCUGCAUGGAGACCCAACGCUGCUCUAAAUGAGACGUGAUUUAAAAGUACACCACUACUAUAAGCCACAAGGAAAUAAAAUAAAAACUACCCUUCUUACUGCACAAGGGAAGCCUGUCUUGGUGUGUGUUUGUUGUUUGACGAUGCCAAUUCUUGAAUUUUGGGGUGGGGUCUGGGAAUUGGGACCUUAGCACCUGCGGGGAAUGGAAGGGAGAGAAGUCAGAGGCUUACUGGCAGAGUUCUGGCUGGAAAUGUGACAUGGGUGAGGAAAGAAGGCCCUACCCUGCCUAGAUCCCCACUCACCCAUUGCAUGUGGCAUUCCUUCCAAUUCUGGGCCAGUGCUCUGAGACCCCCUACCACUUCUUCCCCACCAACCUACCUGGCAGAGCCCCCAGAGAUCAUGUUCGCCAGCCCAGCUCCACUGGCCAGACUUCUGCCUUCUUCAGCAGGAUGUUAAGGAAAAAAAACCCACCCAGUGCCCCAAAGCUGGUGCACAAUGCCCAACAGCCUCCAUUCUAGCUAAUGCUGGGUCUUGCCCUCCAUCACCCUCACAGAAUAGACCAGCAGAUAAGGGCUGGUCUGGUUCACAUUAUUGUAGGGGAGGGGGUAUCCUCUCCUCCCCUCUUCCUGACCCCUUUGGGGACAUCCCUCUCUAGGCCAUGUCUCCUGGUCCAGCAACACUCUCAGGAGGAUCUUGAAGUGCCCACUCGAGUCUACUCCAGUAACUGCACUCUGGAGAGAGAUGGCUGGUAGGUCAGUCCUCAUCCUCCUCCCUCAGCCUCCAGCCUCCAGGCUUGCUACGGAGGUGAGAUCGCCAUGGGUUAUGACUAUGUGACAUGAGUCUGGGCAUCUUCUAUAAUGAUGCCUCUUCCUUUUCUCAGAUGUUGCCCAAAGUUUUGCAAAAAGCUUUGUUCAUUUUCAGGUACCCCUGCCCCCUAAAGAAUUGGCUGCAACAAGCCAGCUUGCGGGGGGGAGGGGGGUGCACAUCAGGAGAGAAGAGAAAGUCUGGGUUUGGAGGGACCCAAGGUUUGCACCAGAGCCAGCGUUGUUCUGUUCUGUGCUUUCUUGGAUUCUCUUUCCAAGGUUACCAAGAUUUCCUCUGUUAAAACACUCCUGAGGCACCCCCUACCCCUACCCCCCACUGCUGUUUGCUGUACAUAAAGGCUAAGUGGGGUGGGGUGGGCGGGUGUGCACGUGUGAUGUGUGUGCGUGUGAAGAAUGUAUAUAGGUAAAGGGGAGUGUGGUCCAGCGGUUCCAGAAAAGGGACAGGACUCCUGUGUUCCAUCCCCAGCUCAACCGCUGGCUCACUGUGUGGCCUUGGGCAAGUCACUUAACCUCUCUGUGCCUCAGUUACCCCAUCUGUAAAAUGGGGAUAAUAAUACUGACCUACCUCACAGGGGUGUUGUGAGGCUUUAAUUAAAUGUUUUGUAAAGCGUUUUGAGAUACAGAGGCAAAGGCGCUAGGGAAGGGCAAAGUCUUAUUUGAACUUAAGGAAGCUGAAAUGGUACCAUAAAUGCUGCUAUUCUGAGAGCCAUUUUAAACUGCACUGCUCCAACCACCCCCGCUUCUCAUCACCAGGACAGCAGGUCGAGAAAAUGUCUUUCCUUUCACUUGCUUCUGGGGUUUGUGAUUAUUCUAGACAUUUUGUUUUCCUCUUGCUGUAUUUCCUUCCCUCAACCCCCUCGACUUGUUCCCUGUUCCGUUUAUGCGGAAAUGGCGGAAAUGCUUAAGAAAUGAGAAUGUAUAAGUGGGUUGGAAGUUUAUAGUCUGAAAUUUCAAUUUUACUUUGUACUGUACAUCUUUUUACUUUAGAAUUUGCAAUAAAGGGUUACGUCAAUCUUGUUUUCAAGUCUC
Molecule: messenger RNA, 11402 nt
Organism: Chrysochloris asiatica (Cape golden mole)
Lineage: Eukaryota; Metazoa; Chordata; Mammalia; Afrosoricida; Chrysochloridae
Gene: SCN8A
Product: sodium channel, voltage gated, type VIII, alpha subunit
Exons: 26
Coding region: 55-5994 (1979 amino acids)
Biological process (GO): neuronal action potential; sodium ion transmembrane transport; membrane depolarization during action potential
Cellular component (GO): plasma membrane; axon; voltage-gated sodium channel complex
Molecular function (GO): protein binding; voltage-gated sodium channel activity
Source: RefSeq, a predicted model, not a curated record